Messenger RNA from Amoebophrya sp. A120, 1770 nucleotides. The record is from the annotation of a GenBank genome assembly. Lineage: Eukaryota; Dinophyceae; Syndiniales; Amoebophryaceae.
UUUACGCAUUUCAGAGAAUCCUACACCAACAAUGUUUUUUUCUUCGAUAUUUGCAGCCUCGCAUGGUUCUCCGUCGGGGUCGGUUUUGACAAAUAAACCGCGAAAGCAAGUAGCGCAGUAGAAAAUGACAACAGGACUGAGCGAUAUCCAGCUUUUGUCCGGCGCGACGAAGGCAGAUGGGCUGAAGGCCAUCGCCCAUUGCAAUGCACACGAAGACGAGCCGGUCGUCGUGUGGCGUGUGGACCCGGAGAAGUAUGACCGGCUGUGGAAGGCAGAGGCACCUCAUUGGGUGCUUUUUCCGUGCUGCACUCUGUGUCGUCUGGGUGCGUACCUCGAGAACAUACAUGAAAAGGCACAGCUGCGGCACACGCUGUACAUUCUCGGAAAGAAAAACAUCUAUAACGUCGUCCUCCCCUACGACGACGCGGCAAAGAAAGCUGGCUGCAACCGGUGUAGCUAUCGGCAGGGUGUCAUCGAGGACAAACGGACGGCCUACGAGAGCUUGCGCAACGUCUCCCCCAUCUCUAGUCGGCAGAGUCCUGCUUGGGUAGAGGAUGUGGGCAACAAGUGCCCGGAUUCGAUCGAGGCCGUCAAAAUCAGGGUUCCGCAAAAAUCACGGUUGAACUACAGCAACAAACGCCGAGGUGAUGAUUUUGGGGUUGACCCAUUUUUUGCGAUGUACGUCUCUAAUUCGGAGGAAGCUUGCACGUUGAUCAGUAACGCGGUUGACCUCGCCUAUCAACCGCCCGGAUAGAUGCAGAUGAAGUCCGCAGUAGGGAGCACGAAGGGCAAACUGCAGGAGCUCGCCGAAAUGAAGGACAUGGGCCUCAUUUCCAUCGAGGAGUUUGAAGCCAAGAAGGCCGAGCUCGUCAGCAAAAUGUGAAAUCAGGUAUUGCAGCGCUGUUGCUCCUGCGGUUGCGUAGAUCUGAGCAAGUGCAGCUGCGCCACUCCUCUACACCUCGAUGAAUGUCGUCCCAGUUCUGUAGUGAUCGGCUCUGCGGCUACGGAGGAUGCUAAGGAGGAAGACGCGGCGAAUCAGGGUCGUCGAGCGAUCAACCGCAUGUAGCCCUUGUUCAACGUGUUUGUGUCGGGAACAAGUCACGGCGAAGAAGCGGACUUCUUUUGAACUUGAAGAUUGCUUAUGCAGCUUUCGUUUAUAAAUAGUGCUUCGUAUGGAGCACUUGUCCAGUUCUCACUCGGACCGCUCGAUGAAACUAAGCGCCAGUGCGCAAAUUUAAGCAAGUGAGUCGCGCCCUCCCCGGCGGGCUUUUUGUUUCUCAUCUGGUGUCACUUUAGCUUUACAGCAAAAAAAUUAGCAGAGGAAGGAUCCACGUGCCAGCGCGGGAGUUUGGUGCGCACUCCUUCUACCUAGCGUUGCUCUGCCAGCAGUUGUAUUCGCCAACUGUGGGGCGUCGCUCGUUUACGUUUUGCGCUGUGUGAUUGAAUACGCAGUGGGUCUGGCGGUCGAGCCAUAGACAUAGUCCCAGAGCCGUCGUGGGGUCGAGUGAUCUCCUCCGCAACCAAGACCUAAAAAGCAGGGCUUAAUGCGCCGGCGCUGUUGCUGAUCAGAACGCCCGGCACUCAGGCACCAGAGUGCUACGGUGCGCGUUUUUCUGUUCUCCCCGAACGACGUCGAUUCUGGCAGGGUUUCGGAGUUCUCUAAUGCGACUCUGAGUCCGAAAAAACCAGCCUUGUGCUGAAAGUGUCCGCUCUCGAAGGAUAAGGAAGCAGCCGAGACUUUGUGCGUAUAUCUUGACUGUCCACUUUCAU